GUGCGCCCACCCAUGAAAUGACCAGCCAUCUUCAAUGGUCCAUCAGACUCAUCAAGUACGCAGUUACAUUUCGGACCUAGUCGACCACGUGCGCAGACGAUAUGCACAGGCAUACAAUCCCUCCCCGCCUGCCUCCGGUGGCACUCCCCAGGAACCACUUUCUGCUCUGUCAGUCAAGACGGAAUCCAUCGACUCCGUCUUGCCCGAGCCAAAUCGUCACCAUGAGCAUUACUUUGCCGAGGCAUGCGGCACCUACCGCUAUUUGGGCGCGGAGUCGUGUCUCGUCAAGUCUCCUCGUCUUCAACCCGUUGACUACCAUAGCCCCUUCGGCAGAGAUGACGACGAUUGGGAAAUUAGCUGGAACCAAUCUGCUGCCAAGAGCUAUGAACUUGUCGAGGUUUUUCUCGACUGUGUCCAGCCUCUUUAUCCUGUUCUGGACUUGGAAGCUCCUUACCUGGCCCGCCAACCCCCCUCUACCAUGAAUUCCGUGGAGCUCUUCAGCUUGAACAUGGUCUAUUCUAUUGCUUGCCACGUUAUGCCUGGAACCACGCGAAGGCGACAUCCACAACACCAGUGGAACCCUUCGGGUAAUCUCAGUUACCACAUGGCAAAUUCUACCAAGUAUCGUGCCAUGGCAGAGAAAUUCCAUGGCGUGGCCGCAGAGCACCUCGAAGCUUCAACAUCAGAUUCCUCUAUUGAUACCCUGAGGGCAAUUCUCUUACUCGCCAUUAAUAGCUUAUUCGACCCAAAAUCCGGGAACAUUGGACAGCAGGUUGCCCUUGCUACUCGCUUGGCAUUGGCGCUGGAGAGUCGUCUCGAGGGUCACGAUCCGCUGUCCAAAGAAGCUUUGAUAAUUCGUAACAUGCACUCCACAAUUUUUUGCAUCGAAAACGAACUUGGCUCUGCGCUGGACAGACCUGCUACGUUUCCAGAGCCUGAAUGGGCAUUGUCCUUCGAUCCGUCGCGAUCCUCUGACUAUCUUUGCUCACUCUAUCGUUUGCAGCACCGGUUUCGCAAAAGUGAUGCUGGUGGCCGGGAAGCGGUCAAGAGACACCUUCCACUUCUAGACGAGAAAAGUGUGCUCCCCCCGAGUCUUCGUUUGAACCUCCACCAAACCCACUUUCUACUCAACCCUUGCUGGCACACAGCAUGGUAUGUUAUUGAAUCCGUUGUCAGCACUGGCAGCAUUCAUACAUUUUUAACCCCGCACUGGGUAUAUCGAGCAGGUACAUCACUAAUAGAGAACAUGCCCAGCAUCCUCCCGGGAAAUCUGAUUCAGUUGUAUUCCAACGCGCUGGUUGUAUUAGAACUCUCUUCGUGGAAAUGGCCAAGUGCAUCAGCGUUAUCCGCCUCCUUGUCCGAAACCUUACAGCGCAUGAAAUCACAGCACCAAGAGGACUGGGAUGGUACCUUGCAGAAUUACGAGAUGAAUCAAUGA
Periconia digitata is the source of this 1438-nucleotide messenger RNA. The record is from the annotation of a GenBank genome assembly. NCBI's taxonomy places the organism in Eukaryota, Fungi, Ascomycota, Dothideomycetes, Pleosporales, Periconiaceae.